Racocetra persica is the source of this 360-nucleotide messenger RNA. The record is from the annotation of a GenBank genome assembly. Lineage: Eukaryota; Fungi; Glomeromycota; Glomeromycetes; Diversisporales; Gigasporaceae.
UUUGAAAAUAAUGGUAAAAGCUCAAGUACAAAUAUCAGUAAAGAUUUAAGCACUAAUGUUGGUGAAGGUUCAAGCAUGAAUAUUGAUGAAAGUUUAAGUACAAACAAUUGUGAGAGUUUAAGUAUAAAUAUUGGUGAAAACCAAACUAUUGAGGUAAUUAAUCUUAUGAGUGAAGACGAAGCUAAAAAUGAAUUCAACUUUAUUCGUGAAAAUGAAUUUAACUCUAUUCAUGAAAAUGAAACAAAUUUUGUUCAUGAAAAUGAAGAUGAUUAUUAUAGAAUAGAGGAAAAUAUCUAUAAAAAUAUUACUCAUGAUACAAAUGAAUUAUACCUGAGUCGUAUUCAAUUUUCUGAAAUCUGA